Molecule: messenger RNA, 3283 nt
Organism: Musa acuminata subsp. malaccensis (wild Malaysian banana)
Lineage: Eukaryota; Viridiplantae; Streptophyta; Magnoliopsida; Zingiberales; Musaceae
Product: probable leucine-rich repeat receptor-like protein kinase At1g68400
Biological process (GO): protein phosphorylation
Molecular function (GO): protein binding; protein kinase activity; ATP binding
Source: RefSeq, a predicted model, not a curated record
UUCUUUUGACCAUAAAGUUAUAUGGAGGAGGAAGUAAAUAAACAUGACCGAGGCAACGGCUUCACUCUAUGACUACAAAAGCACACCUCCCAAAGUAGCGUAGGUCCCCUUUCCUCAUUUCACCCGUUCAAAACAAAGGAAACGCAAAAAAGUGACGUGAAAGCUUAGAGAGACACUCCCCAGUCCUCGGCACAAAAGAAGCAUUGCCUGUAUUAACUAAAACCUUGGCUUUUCUCAGCUCUCUGUCUUCCUCAGUCUUCCCCUUCCCCUUCCCCUUCCCCGUCCUCCUCUAAGACGAAGGAAAUGGAGGAGAAUGGGCUGCGUUCUACCCCGCGUUUAACUCCAGCCACUCUGCUGCUGCUAUUGCUACUGCUUGUGUACUGUAACUUUUCUUCGGUGGUGUCUUCUUCUACUACUGCUGCUUUGGAAGGGGACCUCAGUGCUCUGCUGGAGUUCAAGGCCGCGUGCGACUCGGGCGGGAGGCUGGCGAGUUGGAACCGGUCCGACCCCUCGCCGUGCGUGUCCUGGCACGGGGUCACCUGUGCCAGGGGCCGGAUCACUCGGCUUGUCCUUGAAGACCUCGACCUCCCCGGCCCUGCCGGCCUCCCGGCCCUCACCCGUCUCGACCAGCUCCGGGUUCUCAGCCUUAAGUCGAACCGCCUCUCUGGGCCCAUCCCCGACCUCUCGCCGCUCUCCGCCCUCAAGCUUCUUUUCCUCGCCCACAACGAGCUCUCCGGACCCAUUCCCCCGUCCGUCGCCUCGCUCACUCGCCUCUACCGACUCGACCUCGGCUCCAACAACCUCACCGGCUCGGUACCGGCCUCGCUGAACCGGUUGUCCCGCCUGCUCACCCUCCGGCUCGACUCAAACCGGCUGUCCGGUCCCAUCUCCGGCCUCGUGCUACCCCGCCUCCAAGACCUCAACCUGUCGUCGAAUCUGCUCUCCGGAGCCGUGCCGCCGUCGCUCGCUGCCUUCCCCGCCGCCGCAUUCGCCGGGAACCCAGCCCUCUGUGGAGGGCCCCUUUCCACCUGCCGCGACGUGGUCAGCAAUCCCAGCCGCCCCUCGGCGAGCGCAGCGACCCCCGUCCCCUCAGCCGCCACGGUCGUAGCCUCCUCCCCGUCCGCCAAGCCCGAGGUCGCUCCUCCUCACCAUGCCGCCGCCGACGCUGGUCGCGGAGGUAUGAACAGGGUGGCCGUGGCGACCAUCGUCGUAGGCGACUCGGCCGUGCUCGUCCUCGUCUCCGGCCUCCUCUUCUGCUGCUUCUGGCGCAAGUUCGCCGGAAGGAGCCCAUCCCGCCUCCACGAGGGGGAAAAGAUAGUCUAUUCCUCCGGUCCCUACGCCGUCCAGGGCAGCGCAGCGGGCGCCACCACCGGGGGCGGAUUCGAGAGGGGAAAGAUGGUGUUCUUCGAAGGAACGAAGCGGUUCGAACUGGAGGACCUCCUCCGGGCCUCGGCGGAGAUGCUGGGGAAGGGCGGUUAUGGGACGGCCUACAGGGCGGUGCUCGAUGACGGCACCGUGGUCGCCGUCAAUCGCCUCCGCGAGGUCCACCUCGGGGGCAAGCGCGAGUUCGAGAGCCAGAUGGAGACACUCGGGCGCUUGCGGCACCCCAACCUUGUCUCACUCAAAGCAUACUACUACGCCCGCGACGAGAAGCUUCUCGUAUACGACUACAUGCCCAAUGGCAGCCUCUUCUUCCUCCUCCAUGGGAACCGAGGGCCGGGGAGGACGCCACUGGACUGGACGACGAGAAUGCGGAUCGCGUCUGGGGCGGCGAGGGGAUUGGCGUUCAUCCACCAGGCGAGCCGCUCGCCGAAGCUGACGCACGGCAACAUCAAGUCCACCAACAUCCUUCUCGACAAGGAGGGCAAUGCACUGCUCGCCGACGCCGGGCUGGCCCUCCUGGGAACGGGCGCCGCGGCGGCCGGGAGGGCCAACUGUUACCGGUCACCCGAGGCACCUGUCGACGGGCGACGACCAUGGGCGUCGCAGCGGGCGGACGUGUACGCCUUCGGGGUGGUGCUGCUGGAGCUGCUGACAGGGAAGCCGGCUGCGAACGGCGGGGCGUCGGCGGUCGACCUACCGCGGUGGGUGCAGUCGGUGGUGCGCGAAGAGUGGACGGCGGAGGUGUUCGACCUGGAGCUGAUGCGGUACAAGGGGAUCGAGGAGGAUAUGGUGGCAAUGCUCCAGAUCGCCAUGAGCUGCAGCGCGAUCGUCCCUGACCAGCGACCAAAGAUGAGCAACGUGUUGAAGAUGAUCGAGGACAUCCGUGGCGGCGGCGGGGGCGGCGGAGACGUCUCGUCCUCUCAUGACUCGUUCGACUCGGUCUCGGACUCGGCUUCUGGAUCCGACGCGGCCUAAUAGCCGUCGGAUGAUGAGUAAUAAAUAAUAGAUGAUCGUGUGCAACAUCUUUGGAUGCCGAGGAAGCCGUAUCAUUUUCCGAUGGAGUUGUCUCAUAGCCUCUGGAGUGGUCUCCAUCAUGGUCACAGCAAAGAAAGAGAAAGCAGUGAAUGCCGCAGCAGCGGCAGCAGAGUGAUGUCUAUGGGAAGUGUGUCAGGCUUGUCAGCGCGUAGCGUGACUGACCUGCUGCGCUCCAUCACCAACACGUGUCUGGAAGUUGCAGGACCUUUACCACGCGUCUUUGGUAAGUCCAAAGCAUUGAGCUAAUUGUGCAGGUUACGUGAGAUCGAGAACGGAGGGAGAGCGGAGAGAGAGCGGAGAGCAGAUGGUACCGACAAGAGGAAGGGACAAGAAAACGGUCUCCACGGCGAAACGGUAUGAUGGUGGAUCGAAGAUUAGCAGCGGUUGAAACAUGAGCUGCAAGCAAUAACGAUACUACUCGUCAUGGCUUCUGUAGCGGUUUUGGCGGUCUCUCCUUAUCCUCUCGUGGGGACAUGACGUAAGAAGGGGAUUCGCGUCAGCACACGUCUCCUGUAUACUUGUGCUGACUCGAUCGUUUCUUCACGGUUGAUGGACGUUCUUCGACGAUCAUCACAGAUCUCAUCAUUCAACGACAUCCUUCGAUCUUAUAUUGUUACAUCCGUUGAAACUCAUCAGCCCUUAUAGAGAGAGCUCAGAUCUCAUGUUGUUGAUCCAUUCAACAAUUAUGUGCUUCAUCGACUUUCCUCGUGAAAUGAUCAACAAUUAUGUGCUUCAUCGACUUUCCUCGUGAAAUGAUCGAAACAGAGGAGGAAUUUGUUUCAAAUUUAGAAUGGAAGCAUUGAAGUGUUUCUAAAACAUCUUUUGAUGAUUAUUAUAUCAUCAAGUACUUGGUAAAUUAUAAACA